AUGGAUAAGCAUUUCCUGCUUCUACUACUGAGCCUCUCUUUACUGCUGGGUGUCCUUCAAGGUGAGCUGCUGGGGGAAUUUGGUUUAGAUGAGCAGACCCACAUAGCUCUAGUUUGUUACAAGUGUGAUAAUAUCAAUGCUGAUGGGAGUUGUGCAACUAACCAAAGCACCUGUGAAGCUCGAACUCGAGAGGCCUGCAAGCUGUACACGGCCUAUGAAGGUAACCGUUUCGUUUAUGGAUACCAACGCUGUCAGUAUCAGUGCCGCCAUCAGGACUGGACUGUACAAACACUACACCUGGUCACUACGUGCUGUAACGAGAAUUUUUGUAACAGAUUUGUAAACCUUUCUCCCCCACCAAGUAUAGCAUAA
Molecule: messenger RNA, 372 nt
Organism: Elephantulus edwardii (Cape elephant shrew)
Lineage: Eukaryota; Metazoa; Chordata; Mammalia; Macroscelidea; Macroscelididae
Product: prostate and testis expressed protein 4-like
Exons: 3
Coding region: 1-372 (123 amino acids)
Source: RefSeq, a predicted model, not a curated record